GUUGCUGUGCUGGUGGUUGUGUUUCUGUUCUACUUCCUCAUCACCCGUGGGAACCCACCUAAAGACCUCUUAUUCUUCGUUUUUGCUGAAUUUUCCUUUACUUGUGUCAUUGACCUGGUGAGUGCCUUGGAAUAUGACGGCGUUAUCUCCGGCUUCAUGGAAUUCUACCAAAAGACUGGAGAGCCUUAUCUGGGGACAGCCUAUGCCAUCAUGAUGUGUUACUGGGAUGGAAUAGCUCACUUUAUCAUGUACCUGGUGAUGAUCAGCAGGAUAACAGACAGGAAAGCGUACCGUACCCUGGGCCUGUUCUGGGCUGGCUCUUUGUGUGCCAACAUGAGUGUGUUCAUCACUGGUAUAGUGGCAGGUAAAUACGGGUCAGAGAUCCGUCCAGCCUUCUGGCUCAACUUUCUCUUCCUUUUGAUGCCUGUGUUGGGAGCCAUCACACUAUUCACCAGGCCCAAGGACAGACCGCUAAUCGGUGGAUACAAUGCCCAGCACGCUCAAAGCAUGAAGCUGAUCUGGCGUCCCUUGGAUCUGAUGCUGGUGCUGCUCCUGUUAGCUGCCAUGGCCUUCACUGCCCUCAGAGGCCUGGUGGCUCUGGACUCUCCAGUAGAAGCCUGUUCCACCUACCUGCGGCAGUAUGAGCCCUACCUGAAGGAUCCUGUGGGCUACCCCCGAGUGAUGAUGCUGCACUUGUUCUUCUAUGCACUGCCUCUCUUGGGUGCGUUUGUUUAUGGUCUCCUGAAGCCUGGAUGCUCAUGGAUGUCAGACUGGACUGUGUUCCUAGCUGGAGCCAUGAUCCAGUGCCAGUGGGCCCACAUCGGAGGGUCCCUCCACCCUCGUACCACAGCUCCAUUUCGCAUCCCAAAUGAUGCUUUCUGGUCUGUGCUGGCAGCUAACUUGCUCUACGCAGCUACUCCCAUCCUGGUGGCCUUACGGGUUCAAAGUAACCCCUAUUUCUUCCUGAAGAUCGCCCCCUUUCCCGGGCAAACAGGUCUGCCAAACAGCGAGGAGAAAGAUACCAAGUACAAAGAUAAAUAGUUACUCUUAAUUUUCUCUGACCUUUGGAGUUAAUUGCGUAUCUGAUGAUUCAUGAAAAGCUGUUUUAUUUCAAAUGCCAAAAUACAAGAUUAUUUUGCUCAA
Messenger RNA from Epinephelus moara (kelp grouper), 1143 nucleotides. It is a transcript of the gene tm6sf2b, whose product is annotated as transmembrane 6 superfamily member 2b. The transcript is spliced from 9 exons. The record is from RefSeq and is a predicted model, not a curated record. Gene Ontology annotation, biological process: regulation of lipid metabolic process; lipid homeostasis. Gene Ontology annotation, cellular component: endoplasmic reticulum membrane; endoplasmic reticulum-Golgi intermediate compartment membrane. NCBI's taxonomy places the organism in Eukaryota, Metazoa, Chordata, Actinopteri, Perciformes, Serranidae. The annotation marks the transcript as partial.